This is a messenger RNA of Pyricularia grisea, 1316 nucleotides long. RefSeq lists its product as uncharacterized. The record is from RefSeq and is a predicted model, not a curated record. Gene Ontology annotation, molecular function: tRNA 2'-phosphotransferase activity. Lineage: Eukaryota; Fungi; Ascomycota; Sordariomycetes; Magnaporthales; Pyriculariaceae. The transcript is spliced from 2 exons. Gene Ontology annotation, biological process: tRNA splicing, via endonucleolytic cleavage and ligation. The coding region runs from base 168 to 1316 and encodes 382 amino acids.
UCCGUCAGAUAGACAUCUGAUAACUUUUUACGGUAGUGUCAUCUCCAUCUGACUUUGUCCUUUUUUUCAGCCUUGCGUUUGACGGCGUGACUCAGAAUGAAUGAAUAUUACCCUUAAAAAAAAAAGGUCAAGAAAAUAGCAUAAAAACCAACGGAUUCAAUUACUGAAUGUAUAUCAAAAGACCAAAAAGACCCCAGACACUCCAGACUUUGUUCCAAAACGUCACUGGUUCCACAGGCACUACACCACAUACAUUCGUAGCAAACAACAGCAACACAAUCACACUCGCACGUGAGGCUAGUCAACGCAUCCUUGCACGGCAGGAUUUCACAAAACAACCAUCCAGUCAGCAGACUCACACUCUACGUCACCAGAGCCACCUAGCCUGGCAUCCGUCUCCAGAUAUGGACGGACAAGGUAGAAGCAGGCGUGGAGGACGAGGUGGUGGUGGUGGCGGAGGCGGCAGCCAGUCCCGCGAUGUUGGUAUAUCGCGCGCCCUGUCCCGCCUGCUAAGACAUCAGGCCGCAAACGCGGGCAUUCAGCUCGACGGUGAGGGGUAUGCGCCGCUGGACAAAGUGCUGGCAUGGGGACCCAUCAAAAGCCUCAAGGUGACGCUGCCCGAGAUACGCGAAGCCGUAUCCAACAGCGACAAGCAGCGCUUCGGCAUGAAACCCCGAUCUGACUCGGUCUCUGCGGACUCGACCGACCCGGCCGACUUUAUGAUCCGCGCGAACCAGGGCCACUCGAUCAAGCUCGAGUCGGCGGAGCACCUGACGGCCGUGACGGUGGAGGCGGGCAACGUGCCCGAGGUGGUGGUGCACGGGACGUACUACGCCUUUUGGCCGGCCAUCGUGGCGUCGGGCGGCCUGCGGCCCAUGGGCCGCAACCACGUCCACUGCAGCACGGGUCUGCCCGGGCCCGAGGCCCAGGUCGUCAGCGGCAUGAGGAGGGACGCCGAGCUGCUCGUGUACCUGGACGUCGAGCGCGCGCUCCGCGACGGCGAGACCAAGUGGUGGCUGAGCGACAACGGCGUCGUGCUGACCGAGGGUGGCGAGGCUGGUUUGGUGCCCGUCAAGUAUUUCAAGGAGGUCGUGGGCAGGAGACCCGACGAGGUCGGGGUCCUUUGGAAAGAUGGUGAAAAAGUGGCCGAUCUGCCAGAGGGACUGAAGAUCAAGGUGCCGGCCGGCAAGGAGAGGGUAGGCGGCGGCGCUGGUCGAGGUAGAGGGGGAGGUCGCGGCCGAGGGAGCCGAGGAGGUAGGGGAGGCAGGGGGGAUGUGACAGACGGAAGGACUGAUCAGGGUGAUGCCAAAAGCUGA